GCUUGCGUGGAGAAGAUCAGAAAAUGAGAAAUUGAUGUUACAAGCUUGAUUAUGCGAUACUAGAAAAAGAUUGAAUGAAAAAGUUGUUCACAUUAGAUGAAGCAUGGAAGAAGUGAAGUGGAUUUUAGAAUACUCUGUGAAGAACCAGCUAAAAACAGUGACAGAGGCUGUAUUGUCCCGAUUUGCUGGACAGUUGUCUGACCUGGGAGUAUCCGAUGUCCAGUUGGCUUGCAGUACUUUACACGACAUCGUCCACAAUUUCCCAUCAGAUCCAAUCAAAUUAGAGCUUGCAGUAGAUCUAAUGGACUUCAUUUAUGUGUCGUGUCCCAAUGCAGUUGUGUUUAAACUCUAUUCCAAACUAGUUGUUGGUCUUAAAAUGCUGGUUUUGCUACAUAUGCUCAAGAACAAAGAAAAGGAUUGUCUAUCAAAGCUAACGAAAUACUUCCCCCGUAAGAAGCCUGAAUUCCCAGAAGUGUGUCCUCAGCAGUUGUCUCGGCUCCACAUGGUUCACAUGAACUUCCGAAAGUUUUACCUCCCCUUACUCGCCAACAGCAGACGAGCUGAGGCUUACUUUCGAGAGGAGUUUUCAGAAGAGUACGGAGAAGAAUUUCAUGAAGCCUUGCAGAAGAUGUGUACCUGGUUUGUGGACAAGAUUCAGGGCUAUUUUCCUGAGCCUAUGUUAGCACAGAUAUUGGAAAAUCCUGACAUCUUGAAAGACUGCCAGCAAGCUCCAGAAAUCCAGAUGUUAUUGGAUGUUAUCCAUGACAAGUCAACUUUGACCUCUGAUGACCUUCUUGAACUCCUUGCAAUGGUGGAUCCCUCAAAUACCCAAGACCGGGUACAGGUCCCCAAUACUAUAUCUUUAUCACCAAGAAGAUGCAGUGCAGACACUGCAGAGGAUGGGAACUUUGUAAUAAACUCUUGUAGAAAUCAAAAUAAUCAUUGUAACUCAUGCAGAGACAAAAAUUGCUCAGGAAUUGAAAAUUUUACUUUCAUUUUGUCAGAAGGAAAUGACAAUGAAUUUGAAAAAUCUAGGAACAGUUUGUGUAAUAAAUCUGUUGAGCCAAAGAUUUUAAAUGUGAACUCAGGAAGAGGUGUAAAUAAUGAAAAUUUUCUACGAAGGAAAGUGACAAAAACAACAUCCCAGAAAUCUCCCGAUUCUACAGUGAUAGCUUCUGAACAUUCCAAGGCUUCAUGUUUUCGGGAGGGUCAGUUUUGUGAGGACCUGAAUACUGCUUUGUCCUCUGAGGAAAUGCCCUCAGUGACUCUUGAGGACCAGUCAUCUAGGAGGAACAUUCCUUGUGAAAAUUCUCCAGAGGAUCUGAACAUUGAGAUGGAAACAAGGUGUCAAAGGGAUAAAGAUGUGGAUAUUGAUAAAGCUGGAGAAGAUAUGCACAUUGUGACACUGGAAGACCUAAGUGAUACAGAAUUGUCAGUUUCUGACAUUGACAAGUUUUCAGACCUGGAAAAUGACAACCAGCAGCAAAUAGAGUUUACCUCGGAUUCAUCGGGUGGUGAAAUUACUUUAGAAAGAUAUCAGGUGCCAGAUAUCAACAUCCACAGACGCCAGCAAUCUACACCAUUUUGUGUUGUCAAGCUGUUUAAAAGCCAAGUCUUCAAGAAUCACAGUAUUUACUCUUAAAGAAGACUGAAUGCCAUUUCUGGAGUGUUGUUUUUUUUUUUAUCUUAAAAAAGUUCCAUGUUCAUUUGCUCGUCAUUUUAUAAGUAGCAUUUUGAAAUAUUUGAAUUUCAUAUAAAACAGUUUUUAA
Messenger RNA from Saccostrea cuccullata (small rock oyster), 1769 nucleotides. RefSeq lists its product as uncharacterized. Bases 104 to 1642 code for a protein of 512 amino acids. The transcript has 11 exons. The record is from RefSeq and is a predicted model, not a curated record. NCBI's taxonomy places the organism in Eukaryota, Metazoa, Mollusca, Bivalvia, Ostreida, Ostreidae.